Messenger RNA from Lachancea thermotolerans CBS 6340, 1119 nucleotides. Its product is annotated as KLTH0C01716p. The transcript has a single exon. The record is from RefSeq and is a predicted model, not a curated record. Bases 1 to 1119 code for a protein of 372 amino acids. NCBI's taxonomy places the organism in Eukaryota, Fungi, Ascomycota, Saccharomycetes, Saccharomycetales, Saccharomycetaceae.
AUGUUUUUCGACCCCAAUGAAAUGAACGGAAUUCAAAAUGGAAGGAUAGAACCCCUUGGACUUGAGGCGUAUUCCGUGGAGGCAACAACCCCUGUGAAACCGCUGGACGGACUUUUAUUCUCCUCGGUAGAAAAUUGUUGUAUUAAUUACCUUGAAGGCCAUAAUCAACCACUCUAUCAAAUAUUCUCACCUAACGAUAAAACCUAUGAAGACGAGAAGGCCCGCAGCUUAGGAAAUCUGUCGAGAAAGUCAAGUUGGGAAAGUGCGGAGCCAAAAACCUGUUUCUUAGUCAGUCGCUCUGAAACUUUCGACCAUUAUUCCCCUUACGAAACAACUGCUAAUGGUGACUUGGAAAUUGAUGGACUCAAUGAUCGGCUUCUCAUCCGUGAAAGCAACAUACGAAGCGUUUCCAAAUUAGAUAUGACUUUGGUACCACUAAAAAUUGAAUUUGAAGACUGGAAUCCAUUUCGUUACUCCAAGAAGGUGUCAAAGUAUUGUUCAGAUUCAUCUGAAACAAGACAGUUUUUAAAGAUCAGAAAAGUUAUGCAAAAUAACGUUAUCCGGCUCUAUUUUCAGCUUGAGAGUAGUUCUGGUUCUCAGGCGUUCAACGAAGGGGAGAUGCGAAUCUCUUUGAUUAAUCGCAGAGUUAAUCCUUUGACUUUUGAUAACUCUUCUCUCAACAAGCAUAACUAUGAUGAUUCCGAGGACCAAUUGAUUGAUAUGGCGUUUUUAACAGUAUCCGAGUUUAUUUCAGUCAUAAAGUUCAUCUUGAAGGACUUAGAUAAAGGCAGCCCCGAGCUGCGAUUCAAGCUGAAAAGAGACUUUCCCGCUUCCUCUUCAUACGACCCCUACUUACCAAACAGAAUAAGAUCUAACAUCAGAGAGUUUCUGAAAGGCAAGACAUUGAGGGGUUUUGUUCCAAAUGACUUCGCCGAAAAGCUGCUGCCUUCACAAAUCGAUUUCAUGAUUGGCCUCUUUGCACAAAUUUCAAACUAUGAAACUGAGAAGCCAACAAGGAAUAAUUCUCAACUAUCAGUUGUGAAGCUAGAAGAUUUUGAAAAGGCAGUCAAGAAGUGUGUAUCUUUUUAUUUCUUUGCUCUCCCCAACGGGCAAGGUUAA